AUGUGUCUUUGUACACUUGUCCAAAGUGUGGGAUUAUCUGAUUCCAAAUAUGUCCUCUUAGAGGAGAAAGUUGCAAUGUUCUUAAAUGUGAUUGCACACGACUAUAAGAAUCGUAACAUCAAGUUCAAUUUCAUGCAAUCUGGGCAAGCAAAUUGUCUUGGAGCUCUAGAUGGAACUUAUGUUAGGGUUCGUGUUCCUGCAAUAGAUAAGCCAAGAUAUAGAACACGAAAGGGUGAAAUUGCUACUAAUGAAGGGUCAACUUCAGAUUCUAGGGUACUUAGAGAUGCUGUGAAUAGACCAAAUGAUGCUGGUUACACUAAUGGGGAGGGUUUCUUAGCGCUGUAUAGAGAGCAACGCUAUCACCUCUCUACAUGGAGAGAAAGGGGUAUCCUAGUGAAUAUUGAGGAGUUCUUCAACAUGAAGCACUCUGCUGCUCGUAAUGUUAUUGAGAGGUGUUUUGGGUUACUCAAGAUUAGGUGGGCAAUACUGAGAACUAUUUCGUACUACCCAAUCAAGACCCAGGGUCGUAUUAUUACUACAUGUUGCCUUCUCCACAACCACAUCAAACGUGAAAUGCCAGUGGAUCCAUUUGGGUUCAAGUUAAAUAACACUCCUAUACCUCAACCUGAUUUAGGAGAAGAGUUUAUCAAUACAGUAGAGCCAUCAAAUCAAUGGAGUGAUUGGAGGGAUACAUUGGCAAACAUAAUGUUUAAUAAAUGGCAAGCAAAUAGAGGAGUUGGUGGAAAUCCUCGUAGUUAA
Messenger RNA from Camellia sinensis, 759 nucleotides. The record is from RefSeq and is a predicted model, not a curated record. NCBI's taxonomy places the organism in Eukaryota, Viridiplantae, Streptophyta, Magnoliopsida, Ericales, Theaceae.